This is a messenger RNA of Aegilops tauschii subsp. strangulata, 549 nucleotides long. NCBI's taxonomy places the organism in Eukaryota, Viridiplantae, Streptophyta, Magnoliopsida, Poales, Poaceae. The record is from RefSeq and is a predicted model, not a curated record.
AUGGCCAGCUGGAGGGGGGCGACGGCGGUUGGCGACGUCGCGGGGCUGCGGCAGGAGUCGCGAGCGGCGACGCGCUGCGGGGGAGGGCCGCGGUCGCCGAGCGGGAGCGGGGAAGCGGGCGCCGUGAGGAACGGCAGCAGGGUCACGGUGGCGCGUGGUCGCGGGGCCGGAAGCGGCCAGCGCGGGGUGAUGCAGGAGAGCGCACAUGAGCGGACGAGGGGCGCGGUGUCCGCGGCGACGGUGACCAGCGUGGUGCGGGGAAGAGGAGAAGGAGGGGGGCCUCACGGGGGGUUCGUAGGGGACUGGGCAGCGGGGCGCGGGGAGGAGGACGGGGACGACGGCGUCGGAGACGGGGAGGCAGACCGGCGGGGAGGCGUGGUCGAGGCGGCGUUCGGGGCGACGGUGACGUGGUCCAGCGGCUUCGGGGGCGUCGGGUGGCGCGGUGGUCUCGGGCGAGGAGCGACGGGGAUCGAUCCCGAUCCAGACCGGAUCGGGAGGGGGCGAGUGGCGACGUCGGGGGAGGGGGAAGUGGGGCGACGUGCGGACUAG